Molecule: messenger RNA, 449 nt
Organism: Egretta garzetta (little egret)
Lineage: Eukaryota; Metazoa; Chordata; Aves; Pelecaniformes; Ardeidae
Gene: RPS12
Product: ribosomal protein S12
Exons: 4
Coding region: 40-405 (121 amino acids)
Biological process (GO): translation
Cellular component (GO): ribosome; cytosolic small ribosomal subunit
Molecular function (GO): structural constituent of ribosome
Source: RefSeq, a predicted model, not a curated record
AUUAUCUGUCUUCCUUGUAGCAUUACUGCUGGAGGUGUAAUGGAUGUUAACACCGCCCUGCAAGAAGUGCUGAAGACCGCACUCAUCCAUGAUGGCCUAGCUCGUGGUAUUCGUGAAGCAGCCAAAGCUUUGGACAAACGCCAAGCCCAUCUUUGUGUUCUGGCUUCAAACUGUGAUGAACCCACGUAUGUAAAGUUAGUUGAAGCACUUUGUGCAGAACAUCAGAUCAACUUAAUAAAGGUUGAUGACAACAAGAAACUGGGUGAAUGGGUAGGUCUCUGCAAGAUCGACAGAGAAGGAAAACCUCGCAAAGUGGUGGGCUGCAGUUGUGUGGUUGUCAAAGACUAUGGCAAAGAAUCUCAGGCCAAAGAUGUCAUCGAAGAGUACUUCAAGUGCAAGAAAUGAACAGAAAAUAAAUUUUGAACCUGACUUGUGUGUGUGUCAUUGAU